UCUGCUUGAGAAUCCAACAUGGCGGAUGUGCAGCAUGCUAGCAUUUACUUUGUGUUUAUCUAAAACGGAUAAAAACAGCGUUUGAUUUAAUUACACUUUAAACUCCGGAAGAGGGGGAUUUUUAAACCCCGGUGUUUUCUCCGAGACUGAGGUGAAGGUGUGUGUUGGCCAUCAUGGGGCGUCGAUCCACCUCGUCCACCAAGAGUGGGAAAUUCAUGAACCCCACUGACCAGGCCCGUAAGGAGGCCAGGAAGAGGGAGCUCAAAAAGAACAAGAAGCAGAGGAUGAUGGUGAGAGCUGCUGUCCUGAAGAUGAAAGACCCCAGACAGAUCAUCAGAGACAUGGAGAAACUGGAUGAAAUGGAGUUUAACCCGGUUCAGCAGCCCUUGUUGAACGACAAAGUGCUGCGUGAUAAGAGGAAGAAGUUACGCGAGACCUUCGAGCGAAUCGUGCGUCUGUAUGAGAGAGAGAAUCCCGAGACGUAUAAAGAGCUGCGCAAACUGGAGCUGGAGUACGAGACCAAACGGGGACAGUUAUCGCUAUACUUCGACUCGGUCAAGAACGCGGAGUCUGUGGAGGUGGACAGUAUUCCUCUUCCUGACAUGCCUCAUGCACCGUCCAGCGUCCUUAUUCAGGACAUCCCAUUGCCGGGAGCCCAACCCCCAUCGAUCCUCAAGAAGACCUCUAGCUUUGGCAAAGGGACGGCGGUGUCGUCAGCAGCAGUUGCGGGGGUCCCUCGGUUACCACCGGGACGCAAACCUCCCGGACCUCCCCCUGGGCCUCCGCCACCCCAGAUACUACAGCUCUACAAACCAGACGCAGGAGGCGAGGCUGACAUCGACAUGGCUGAUCGAGACAGCGAUAGUGGCUCUGACGGAGGAGAGGACCAGAGCGAAUCAGACGACCAGAGCGACGGAGAGGGAGAUGAACUGUUGGAGAAGAGGGGCCUGGGAAGCCGACAGGAUGAUCGAGAGAGGGACGACGAGAGGGAAAGAGGUCGCACCGUGCGUUUUGCCGAUAUGCCACAGCAGACGAAGAAGCGAAAGAAGAGGGUGGUAAAGAAAACGAAGGCGAUCACACCCCUCCAGGCCAUGAUGUUAAGGAUGGCAGGUCAGUCUAUUCCAGAGGAAGAGGAGGAGGUUGAGGAGGAGGAGUACACAGACUCCGAUCAAUCCGACAGCGAGGUCUUGGAGCCCCCCGGCGAGAGCCAAUUAGCUCCCUCCCUGAACCGACUCCCCCCACCGUCAGCACCGAUGGGAGCGCCGCCGCCACAGCAGCAGCCCCCGCCCCACCUGCAGCCACCCCCUCUCACAGGCCCUCCUCCUUUAGGACCUCCUCCUGCUCCUCCAAUGAGGCCUCCGGGCCCACCCUCAGGUCCACCUCCUGGGCCUCCGCCAGGCGCCCCUCCCUUCCUCAGGCCCCCUAAUCUACCUGGUGCUCUCAGGGGGCCGAUGCCGCGUAUGUUGCCCCCUGGUCCACCUCCUGGGCGGCCUCCAGGCCCACCCCCUGGCCCACCACCAGGCCUUCCUCCAGGUCCACCUCCAAGAGGACCGCCUCCCAGACUGCCUCCCCCAGCGCCACCAGGUAUUCCUCCCCCUCCUCCUCGUGCUGGUCCUCCACGCAUGGCUCCGCCCCUCUCCAUGUUCCCGCCUCCUCUAAACCCCAACGUCCUGAGUGCCCCUCCCAGCAUCGUUCCUCGUCAGAAGCCCCCGCCUUCCUCUUCCACGCCUUCCUCUUCCAACGAUCCCUCCCUCUUAGCUCCGCCUUCCCUCCCUCUGUCCAUCCGCCCAUCCUCCAUGCAGAUGCCCCCUCCUCCAGGUACCGUUCCCACUCCUGUCAGCGCCCCCACCCACACCAUAGAGAAGCGCGCCAACAUCACGAGCGUCUCCGGCGCUGCGGGACAGUCGGGCGCCGCCACCAUCUCGGCAAAACCGCAGAUCAUCAACCCCAAAGCGGAAGUGACGCGGUUCGUUCCCACGGCGUUGCGUGUCCGCAGGGACCGGAUGGGUCCGCAGGGGGUGGCGCCCACCGAAAAAGGAGGGAGGAAAGAGGAGGAGAGAGUCGGGCACGGAUUCAAAGCCAUGCCGUCGGCGAACCCCGUCCAUCUCGGCCCCAGCUUGGCCCCUCCCAGCAUGAAGACCAAGGACCAGGUGUACGAGGCGUUCAUGAGAGAGAUGGAGGGCUUACUGUGAGAACGAGGGGGUGAGCUGGGGAGGCUGGAAGGUGAAGGUCGAAGGGGUGCGCAUGUCAUUUCAACGCUAGCCUCCGUCACGCGUGUUUCAACACCAUUUUUAUAUUGAGUUUGUUUUUCUGUAUGUAGAUGUUGAGUGUCGGAGCUGGACGUGUUAUUGUUUAAAAUCCUAAAUAAACACCAAAAAAAACA
Molecule: messenger RNA, 2383 nt
Organism: Clarias gariepinus (North African catfish)
Lineage: Eukaryota; Metazoa; Chordata; Actinopteri; Siluriformes; Clariidae
Gene: wbp11
Product: WW domain-binding protein 11
Exons: 12
Coding region: 174-2192 (672 amino acids)
Biological process (GO): mRNA cis splicing, via spliceosome
Cellular component (GO): spliceosomal complex
Source: RefSeq, a predicted model, not a curated record